Stylophora pistillata is the source of this 3376-nucleotide messenger RNA. RefSeq names its product fibroblast growth factor receptor-like 1. The record is from RefSeq and is a predicted model, not a curated record. Gene Ontology annotation, molecular function: fibroblast growth factor binding; fibroblast growth factor receptor activity. Gene Ontology annotation, cellular component: plasma membrane. NCBI's taxonomy places the organism in Eukaryota, Metazoa, Cnidaria, Anthozoa, Scleractinia, Pocilloporidae.
GAGUAUUGGUCCGGCCGGGGCUCGAACCCUCGACCUCCCGCACAACACAAUCCGGCGCUCUAACCAACAGAGCUAACCGGGGGACGGUACAAUGGUAAUAAUGGUAAAAAUAUCCGAUUCUACCUUGUAUAGAUACUAGAAACCAUCACAAUAAUUUUAUAGAUUAUAUUCUAAUUCGCUACCUCGCUCAAACGAAUGUAAAACGUUUAUCAUUCAAUGAGCAACCCCAAUUGGGGUGUGUCAACAAGAGCCGUAUGCGACCCUCUUUAUUAUGCCUUCAUCGACAAAAUGGAUAGGGAUGGUACAUCAACAGAAUGAAAACUCGGAAAUGUAAAAAAAUACAGCAAAAAUACAAAAUAAAUACAGCAAGAAAAACCACCCUACAAAACAAUCUAAACUAUAUUUGUAUAAGCAAAAACUACUUGUAAGAGAAACUGAUAACCCCUAGUCACUGGGUAUUUAAUUUUGAGGGUGUAGGGACGGUCGUAAGACGCGAAUGAAUAUAAAUGACAACAACUCGAAUAGAUAGCCUACCGCUAAUGAAGCAAUUGUAACAACAUACCAUGUAUCACCCCCAAAGAAAGGGUUGUGUAACUGUGAUAAAUACAUUUCUAAACAAUUCAUUAAAAAAGAAACAUUCGCAAGAUCUGUCUUGUGCAUGUGAAUGAGAGCAGACGUAAUGAUUACAAACAAUUUGUAUAUUUAACCGGGUGCUGCUUCUGAUGAUUAGCGGAAAUCUUAACACAUAUCCUGCUUAGCUACCGCCAGUGGGGUGAUAAUUACUACUACAAGGACACGAAUCACGCAAAACAAUAAGCGAUCAAUAAUUUAUUAACACGCAUCGAAAUUUGUGCUAAUUGUUUCCAGAUGCACUGUCUACUUUACUCGCUACGAAAGCAAAGUGUCGUUCUCAUGCUCAAAUGUUCAGUGGAUCUUGCAUGUGUUAGUACGUGAUUGCCCGUAAUCUUUCAGUGCUACGUUUCCGUUUUCAAGCUAAAUAUUUGUGAAAACUUACUUAUUUACGCUUGUGUAUCUGCUGACAAAUCUUUUAAGCUGAAAUGUACGAUCUAUCUCGCCAACAUAUCACAAAAUAACUGGUGUAAGGAAAAGCUGCCUCUGACAUAUCCUAGGACCGGAGACAGAUUUCGUUAGUUGGCGGAUUUCUACCCAGAUACAACUGGAAGCUGGUUGUUCAGAUCACGCCAAUUCGUAAGACGGGCGCAUCCGAGGAGUCAUCUGUGGUGUCCCACAACCGUUCAUGUAAGCUGUUUAAGCGUCCAAAAUAGGAAAGCCUUGUCAAAUGCAAGUAAGUUGAGAGAUCUAAACCAUCUCAGCACCAAGGACUGAGCUUGUAACAAAGAUAACUUCCUUCCUGAUAAAACAUUAAGGUUCCGCCAUCUGGCGCCAGACCGCACGAUAUCUGGUCGUACUUCUGGCUGAAGCGCGCCAACUCUAAUACAAACAAGCUGCACAACACCCUUAAAACACAAACGCCUUACAGAACGCUGGGAUAAAGAUACGCCGCUAAUUUGUAAUCAGGGUGAGAAGUUGAAAAUGAGGAAAAGAGCUGUUUGGAGAGUUGUUUUCGCCGCAUGGACAUUCGCAACGCAAAUUGCAACGGAUGAAGCAGGAGGCAAUGGCUUGAUUCACAAUGGACAACCAACAUCGUCAUCUUCAUCGGCGUCUCCAAGAUUUGUGGACUCCAUCAGGAUGCAACAGACUUUCAUUGCAUGGCCCGCACGCCACAGCGUCCGACUCAAAUGCAAGGCCAGUGGCUCAAGUCCGUUAAGAUUCCAGUGGUUAAAGGAUGGUGAUCCUUCCAUACAUCGAAGAUUGCAACCGAGACUCAAAACGAACAUGUGGUACCUGAAGCUUAAAGACUUGUUGCCCUUAGACUCUGGGAAAUAUACUUGUAUAGUUUCCAACACGUAUGGCUCCAUAAAUCACACUUAUACCCUACGAGUUGUAGAAAAAUCUCGCACCAAGCCUAUUCUGAAGUGCGGCUUUCCUAAAAACACCAGCGUCCAGCUUGGGCAGAACGCUUCAAUGACUUGCAUCGUUCUUAUCAGUGGAACACUACCAGAUUUUAGAUGGCUUAAGUGGAACAAUAUUCCCAGCACUUUCCCCAACUCGCUUGACUUUGAGAACGGAUCCUAUACCCUUGUCAACCCUCGGCAAUAUCAGACGGUUCACGUUGGAGGAAAGUACGGCGUUGAAGUGAACAUUGGGAAUGUCACACCUAACGAUUUGGGCCUGUAUACGUGUUACGUUAGCAAUCACCUUGGUUUCGAUUACAUGAGUGCAUUUUUAAGCGAGAAAAAGGGGAGGAGAAGAGAAUCUGAAGAUGCAUUGUCAGUCAUGACAAAGCGGCCGAAGACGAAGGACCUCGCAAAUCACAAGAACACGGAAUCUACGCCAUUUGGGGGAACCAACGCAACGGUACGGAUUCCCCCAGCAAAACAGGCGAUAUCUCGAGCAAGGGAGGCAAAGAUACCUUUAAGUGUGUUCAUAGGUGUCUUAAGCACCUGGGCAGUCAUUACAACAACUGCACUCCUUUGGUGUCACUUGUACCACAAGAAAAUAAUGGCGGAAAAAACAGGGAUAGAGCUUUCAUGAACGAGGAAGGAAAUUACCACUCUGAUGUUACCAAGAGAACUAAUGCAGGACUGACUACGGGUCAUUAUUUGCACUCGCACCUCUGACUUGUCGGUUACGUUUAUGAAAACGUCUAGUCGUAGACAUUGCCCUUUUUACUGUUCUUGAUAUUGUUGAUGUUGUUGUUUUUGUUGUUUUUUGUUGCUGUUUUUAAUCAAUAUUAUCACUUUACAUUUAAUCUUAUAUCCUGUGGAUGGCUUCAAAGUCACGGAGAUACAUAUCGAGGUUUUAAUGAAAAUGAGAAUUGGUGGCUGGGAAAAGGAUGUAUGCAUAGAUAAGAGCGGGAGUUUUCCGGCUCAUUUUAUUAGCCACACGAGAAAACGGGAAAGCCAUUGAUUCAUUAACUGAAUUUCUUUUUUAAAGUCAACGCUGAAUCGGACAAGGUGCUAAGCAAAGAACUUUAGCGAUCUGACAACCACUCCGUCCUGAUAACAAAACAAGGAUAACGAUUGGAAAAACGCAAAGAGUCAUAGUGUGGUAUUUCAAACCCUUUUACAUUUUAUUUCGCGGAUGUAUGCACAUUUUAUCGUUCAUCUUAUAAGUUUCUUUAAAUAUUGUACAAUCAACCAAGGUUGAUAGUUAUUUGUAGUUUAGGUAGUGAUUAUUUCUUUUCCAUUUUCUUCAUUUCAGUCUAUUUAAUACAUUGUACAGUCCAGAUGUAAAUCGACAUGUGAAUUGUAACGUUUACACACCUUAAUUAAAACUCGAAAAUCAAACCCGU